UUGUUUGCUAUUCCAAUUUUUCGGACACAAUUGCCUAAACAGUACAAGGAAACACAACAUUGAACCUGAAAUCUCGAUAACCGUAAUUACUCUAAGUUUUCGGACGCUCUAAGUUUUUGAACACCCUCUUUUUUAGUGAAAAUAAUAAUUGUUUGUUAUUCCAAUUUUUCGGACACCGAUAUAUUCACCAAUUAUCAAUUACUCUUAAUUUUCGAUCACUUUUUUCCAGAAAUCAACACCUUUGCCGUCGACACCUCAAGCAUGUGAUUUACAACCUGCUAACGGUCAUAAAACCUGGCAGAUAAAUAUCAGAAGUCACUGGACCGUUACAUUUGCAUAAUUGGUGAAAAAGUAAACGAAUGUAGUGAAACGGUAUGGGAUGGUUAUUAGAACUUGAAAAAGGUCUGCGAACAUAAAUAAUGUGUUCACCGACAAGGAGACGUCUAACUGGUUUAAAGCGUCCAUCGCUCUGAUUGUCACCAAACAAGGACUAGAAAAGUUUGUUGACACAGAAAUACAAAAGGUACACGCUGCGGUCGGGGCUAGUUGUGGACAAUGUUAUACAGAAAACUUACUCCCUUGUCCUCAAGGGAAAUGGAAAUGUCAAAAUACUAAACCGUGUAAGUUUCACAAACUCCCAGCUUUUAAACAUCGACCUUGUCCUGUUGGCGUAUGUGACAAAGUUAAAAAAAAAACAUCGAAUCGUAUCACAGAUAUCCGCUUCCAUCAUGGAAGAAUACAAGAGCAAAAUUAUGGGGGACCAGUCACUGGGAAGUCGCCAAAUGCUUUCUGCCUCCAGAUGGUUACAUUGAUGUUUCGUCUGUUCAGGACACUGACUUCAAUGGAGUUAUAAGUGUCCUACUCAAUUGCAAGCACUUCGACAUGUUCUUCUCCUUCCCCAUAGCAGCAUCGCCGCAAUGCAUUUUGACCCAGGCUCGUCAGAUCAGUAAAGCAGUACGUCACACAACCAGUUGUCAGGUUACAGACACAGAUCUAAAUGAUUAUAUCCAGACACUCACGUCACUGCUCUCCGACCCAGCGUACCUUGCAAUUGACCCAGACGCGACAACAGCUAGAAAUAAACUCAUAGAUUUACAGAAUAAUCAGCCAUUCAUAACCCCGGAACAACUGAUUGAACAUCUCAAAGACGCACAACAAACGCUACUUAAACUGCAGAGAUCAGGAGAAACACUUACACAAGAACAACAAGGACUCUCAGAAAAAAUAGAUAAGAGUCUAGAAGAUAUUACAGCCCAUUUAAAAACGUGUCUUAAAAGUUUAGACCAAAAUGCGAAAGAAGCUGCGGAACGUGUUUUACAAGAAAGACAAAACGCACUUCAAGCGAUAGACACUAAGCAGCAAGCCAGUCUUCAAAAUAUAGAUGAAAAGGAAAAAGAAGCUGAAAAGCGCGUGUCUCAAACAGGCGACCGAACACUUCAAAAGAUAGAGACUACGAAGCAAGCCAGUCUUCAAAAAAUAGAUGAAAAGGGAAAAGAAUUCGAAAAGAGUAUUUCACAAAAAGGCGACAAAACAGUUCAAGAGGUAGAGACUACGAAGCAAGCAAGUCUUAAGAAUAUAGAUGAAAAGGGGAAAGAAGCCGAAAAGCGCAUUUCACAACAAGGCGAUAAUACACUUCAAUUGUUAGAUACUAUGAAACAUGCCAGUCUUAAAAACAUGGAUGAAAAGGGAAAAGAAGCUGAAAAGAGCAUUUCACAAAAAGGCGAAAAAACACUUCUAGAGAUAGAGACUAAGCAGCAAUCUAUUCUUCAAAAUAUAGAUGAAAAGGGCAAAUAUGCUGAAAAGAACGUUUCACAAGAAGGCGAAAAACACUUCAAGAGAUAGCGAAUACAAAACAGGCCAGUCUACAAAAUAUAGAUAAAAAGGGAAAAGAAGCCGAAGAGUGCGUUUCACAAAAAGGCGACAAAACACUUCAAGAGAUAGAGGCUACGAAGCAAGCAAGUCUUCAAAAUAUCGAUGAGAAGGGAAAAGAAGCCGAAAAGCGCAUUUCACAACAAGGAGAGCAAACACUUCAAGAGAUAGAGACUACAAAACAUAACAGUCUUCAAAAUCUAGAUGAUAAGGCAAAAGAAGCAGAGAAGCGCACUUCACAAAAAGGCGCAAAAACACUUUAAGAGAUAGAAAGUACGAAGCAAGCGAGUCUUCAAAAUAUAUAUGAAAAGGGAAAAGAAGCCGAAAAGCGCAUUUCACAACAAGGCGAGAAUACACUUCAAGAGAUAGAGAAUACCAAGCAUGCCAGUCUUCAAAAUAUAGAUGAUAAGGGAAAAGAAGCCGAAAAGCGUGUUUCACAAGAAGGCGGAAAAACACUUCAAGAGAUAGAAACUACAAAGCAAACGAGUCUUCAAAAUAUAGAUGAAAAGGCAAAAGAAGCAGAGAAGCGCAUUUCCCAACAAGGCGAGCAAAUACUUCAAGAGAUACAGACUACGAAGCAUGCCAGUCUUCAAAAUAUAGAUGAAAAGGGAAAAGAAGCUGAAAAGAGCGUUUCACAAAAAGGCGAAGAAACGCUUCAAGAGAUAGAGACUAAGCAGCAAGCCAGUCUUCAAAAUAUAGACGAAAAGGGGUGAGAAGUAGAAAAGAGCGUUUCAAAAGAAGGCGAAAAAACACUUCAAGAGAUAGAGACUACGAAGCAGAUCAGUCUUCAAAAUAUACAUAAGAAGCGAAAAGAAGCUGAAAAGAGAGUUUCAAAAAAAGGGGAAAAAACUAUUGAAGUUAUGGAAAAUAAAGAGCAGGCCAGUCUUCAAAAAAUAGAUGACAAAGGAAAAGAAACUGAAAAGCGCAUUUUACGAGAAGGCGAAAACGUGGUAGGGAUAAUUGAGUCCAAGAAGCAGAACACCCUUGAAAUUCUAUAUGAGAAGUAUAAAGUAAUCAAGGAAGACACAAAUCAAUAUAAUCAAGAAGUGAAAGAAUUUCGUCAAAAGUUGAUUCAACAUUAUAACAUAAAACUCAAGAGCAUGCCAUUAUCUCGAUUAAACCAUAGUAAUGACAGCACGACUUUAGAAGAGAUGUAUGCUACACCUAUACUCUACAGAACAGACAAGAAUAAGUGGCGGUCUCAUGGACAAUAUGAACAAGAAGGAAGAACCAUUAUUCAUUCUUACAAAGACAUGUUUGGUGCAACUUGCAAAAAUGGUGUACGUAUAUUCGUACAAGGCGAAGCAGGUUCUGGUAAAACAACGUUUGUAGCAAAGUUAGUGUUAGACUGGUGCAAAGGGUUUCAAUCAACAAUUAAAACUAAUGAAGCGGAAACUGAUUUGGAGGACCUUGAAACGUUACAGAUGUUUCCAUUUGUCUUUCUUGUCACGUUGAGAGAUUCUAUUGGUGAACGUGAAAUACCUAAGAUGAUUAAGCAACAAGUUACAGACAUAAUAUAUUCUGACUUUAAGCGGGAAAAAGCCUACGCACUCGUACAACAAAUCAUGGAAAAGGAAAUAUGCCUUGUGGUGCAAGACGGUCUUGAUGAGUGGAAUGAUGUGCAAAUCAAACUAGGACAACCGUUGAUGCUUAGUAGUCAUACUAGCUGUUUCGUAUUAACUACAACGCGACCGUGGAAAAUGGCUGACGAAAGCAUCAAAGAUUCAGACGUCGGUGAUUUGAUCAUGUUGGAAGGCGUACAGGAUCCAUACAAGCUGUGCGCAAAGGUGAUUGGGAAAUACAAAGAUGGUGAUAUAACCUCUCAUCUUUGUGAUUUCGAAAGUUACUUGCGAUCUUCCAAUGUCAACAAUGAUAUGAUGUUGAAGCCAAUGUUGCUAAACCUCUUUGUGCUUGCAUGGAUCGAAGACAAUCCUUUAAAAGGAUCAUCAUGUGAAAUAUAUAGCGUAUUGCUCGACACCCUUCUUAUAAAGACUGGAAAAGUUGGGACCGGAAAACAAGAUAACGGUUACCAGUGGCCACCGGUCAAAUGUUUCGCACGUACACGCUACUUAAAACCAAAUAUCGAAAUUAUUAAUACACUUUCACUUCUCGCAUUUCGGCAGUUAUUUUCUCUCGUAAAAGAGUUUCGUAUUGUAUUUGUGGACAAAGACAUGAAAAAGUAUAAGAUUUCCAAAGACAUAAAGAUAUUUGCUCUUCGUUGCGGUAUUCUAGUAGAAAGAAAAUGUCCAACGUUAACGUAUGCAUCAUCCACGUUUUCAUUCGUACAUAAAAGCGUGCAAGAAUUUCUAGCUGCAUAUUUCAUAGCAUGCAGUCAACAUGCCAUUGAUGUCUUCAUCCCUUGGUUGAUAGAAAAAGGACAUUAUAACAUAGACGAUAUGUUUAAUAUUUUUAAGUUUCUGUGUGGGCUUAAUAUCGAAGCAGCAAAUAAACUAUCGUGCUUACUGGACGGACUAGAAGGAACAUGGUAUCUAAUGAAAUUCCAGAAAACUCUAAUGGACGGAUGUAGAGAAGCUCUGGCUAACGACGUUGAUGAAACUAAGAUUAAAUUGAAACUCAGUUCGAUAAAGUACUGGCAUCAGUUUUAUUAUGUAGAUUAUAUACCAUUCAACUGCGUUGUAAACGAGAACCUAUCAAGCAUUCGGUCAUUGACAAUAAUAGACAGUUGUUUGAAAUCUGGUGAAUUAUAUUUGCAUUCACAAUACAUAAAAGACGUACUGAUAUCGUCAGCUCAUUGUCUUGAGAAUCUGCAGUUAACCUUCACCGUUGACUGCGCGGCCAUCCGACAUAUUGAUUGGUACAAAAACAGUGCUAACUUUAGAAUUACAGAUAACUUCAAGACAUUAAAAACCAUACGAAUAUAUUGCAUUAUCUUUUCUUUAUCGAAAUUGUUGUUUCCCGAUGAUGCAACAAUAGAGAUGCCAAGCGAUAUAGAAAUGAUAUUUCCUGGAAGCAAUUCACAUGCAACAGGAAUUAAAGACAUCAUAGUUCCUUGCACUAUCGAAGAAAUUACAUUACAAAAUGUCACAAUAUCAUCUACAUGGCUGCGACACUUGUUGAUGAAACUUGCCUCAUUUGAUCAUGCAGUAACUUGCAGGCUUAGAGGCUGCACAAUAACAACAUCAAGUGCCUUUAGUGAUAAAGCGUGCAACGAUAAUCACACUUCUGAUGGGGACAGUUGCGAGUCGAACUCAAUCCAACGUGAUCGAAACAAUUUAACGUUUGUAUGCAGUCCAGACUGUGAGGGAUUGUACGAGGCAUUAACUGGGCUGAAAAUUAAAAAUCUUAAAUUGUUCCGUAUUUCAAGGUACGAUCUUUUUGCCAAUAUACUGCAUACGAUCGCGGAACUAGAAUCGUUGAAGAUAGCAUUCUUCACGUUUAUAAAUGAUAGCGAACCGUUGGAUUUCAAUUUUAAUGCAUGCAAUAAAAAGACAAUUGAGUUCAUUGCUUUGUCACCGGUUGAGUUGCGGAAUCUACUGGGAAAAUUUUCCGAGUGUGAUCACCCGCUUGAGUUCAGGCUGCAUUGUGGUGUUGAUGAGGAUAGGCUUAGAGAGUAUGACGACAUUAUGCGGGAUCUCCAUUUACUUCAAUUCCCAGGAGUGACUUUGAAUUCUUGCUCCUUAUGCGAAGAGUGCUUUUGUUGUGAAUAUGAUGAUUAUGGCGAUUGUGAUAACUCAAUCCAUGAUAGUCAGUUUAAGUUUCACAAUGCAUUUUACAUUAGAAUAGAACUUCAGUGCAAAGGUAAUUAAUACAUUUUAUUAACACAAUGAAAACACAUACAGUGUCUAUACAUUUUCUGAAUAAGAUUUUAACAUAUAGUUACCAUAAUGUCGUAUACAAAAUAAAAUAAAAAAUAUAUUUUUACGAUGACAUAUUUUUCUUUAAGGCAUGCCGAAGGACCAGCACUUUAAGAAUCUAAAACGCUACACUUAUACUUAUCAAAUCGCUGUCUGGGCAUACAUACUGUACUGCUUUUAUUUGUAUGCUCUCCGAAAACAGGACGCACAUAGUCUCUGCUUUUUCCGUCUAACAGAAUUUUUAUUUGGAUAGAGUUGAUUUUGCAUGAGUCCCGAUAACCGUCUCCAUCCAACUCAAUGUCCGAUCUUUCGUCUUUACGUACGUCGCACGUUUCCGCGCGAAAUCUCAGUAAAUCAUUAUUUGAAUUUGACGAAACAUAGCAUUGGAUUUAUUCGAUGAACAUGCGGAUAUUGUCAGGUUUCCUAGCUUCAAACAAUUCGCAAAUAGCUAUUGCCAUUUUAUUAAUAAUUUGGCAUGUUAAUGCAUAUUACGUUUUUUGUAUCAGGUCACAGGAACUAACGAUCCGAUUGUGGUGAAAUGUUAUACGCAAUAUCCCUUCAGGGAUAAUAUAACGGUUGUCAUGUCGUUCAGUUUAUUCCUCUUGAGAAAUAAAUCGUUUCCACAAAAUAAACACAUACGUUUAUACAGCGCAUCAUCGGGGAGCAUCUAUAAGUUUCACUAAUAGUCGUGUUUGUCUUUGCUAGUGUGUGCUUUAUUAUCAUGAUGUUUUUAUACCAUGUACAUGCCAUAUGGUGAUGUAUUUUUAAUGAAUGACAAACUAUAAUGUUUGUAAAUGUUAUUGAUUAUUGUUGGUCAUGUAAAAGUUGUUUCUUUUGCGCUACAAAGUGUGUUGUUAUAUGUCUAUAUAUAAAUCAUGCCGUAUGAUUUUCCGGCUUUAUUGUCGUGCAAAAUUAUAUCGCCUAAUUGUAUUUCCGCUUAGAGCAAGUAUAACUGUAUGUACGUUUUUGUGUUGAUAAUAAUGUAAAUAUGUAAACCAAUUGUAAAACAAUUAAUGCAUUAAUGCGCUAAAUAUAAGAACAUAACCACCAUUUUGAUCCAAUACAAAUCUAGAUUGCACACGCCAUUUAUUACAAUUUGGAAAUGAAAGGUUUUGUACAAAUGCGCAAUUAUGGCAUGCCAUAUCAUGCAACCGUCCCUUCAUCAACCGAAUAAUCACUAUUAAGUAUUAAGUUAUACAGUAUUACUAAAGUUAGCGUGCAAUCUUAAUGCGUUAUUUGUUAGAUAUUUAAAAAUUAGUUUCAACGUUACUUAAAUGAAACAUGAUCGUUGAUUUGUGCGAAGAUUUUUUAAAUAAUAAUAUAAAUAUAUCGUUUUAACUAACGUAUAUACAAUUAAACAUAGUGUUAUUUAUUAUUAUUUUAUGUUUCCCGGUGGUUUAUAGAGAAAUAUCAGUGAAUU
This is a messenger RNA of Dreissena polymorpha, 7104 nucleotides long. RefSeq lists its product as uncharacterized. Lineage: Eukaryota; Metazoa; Mollusca; Bivalvia; Myida; Dreissenidae. The record is from RefSeq and is a predicted model, not a curated record. The coding region runs from base 883 to 1842 and encodes 319 amino acids. The transcript is spliced from 5 exons.